Messenger RNA from Mercenaria mercenaria, 8753 nucleotides. RefSeq lists its product as uncharacterized. The record is from RefSeq and is a predicted model, not a curated record. The transcript is spliced from 8 exons. Bases 389 to 2158 code for a protein of 589 amino acids. Lineage: Eukaryota; Metazoa; Mollusca; Bivalvia; Venerida; Veneridae.
GGAGCAAUUUAAAUUAGAGGAGCAAGUCUAAGAAGCGAAGCAAGUCUAAGAAGCGAAGCAAGUCUAGGGGUACAGCAAGUCAAGUAUAUCUAGGAAACCUUCAUCGUGUAUACUGCUUGGAAGAUACCUCAGAUAUUGUCACCAUUAUAGUUAACCCAAAACAUGACAGCGGUGUACAUGGUUAUCUGAAAAUAUCACGGUAUACAGUAUAGGAAUGGCUUAAGUGUUUACAUUUAACUUGUGAUUAUCAAACCUGGAUAGAUACCAUUGUUUAUUUAUAUCAUAUGAAUUAUAGGCGCAAACAGUUAUGUUUAAUUUGGACGUAACAAUUAAUUUAAUCUAAUAGGAUUUCCGUUUAAGUCAAUAAUUCGUAAUAAUUGAAAUUAUUAUGUAUAAGGUCAAGGGACAAAGACAUUCUACUGUGUCGAGAGCUGUACAAGAGCCUUCGCUUAUUACUACAAGAAAAAAGGUAUAUGCGAAAAGUUCAGUGAAAGAUUUGGAAAAGAGACAGAGAACAGAAUUAAAAAGUGCUGGCGACUCGGAAGACGAAGAUGGCUCGAUUAGGAAGUCCAAAAGUCCGAAAUAUGCGUCUUCAGCAAACGAUACAGAAUUGAUUUUGUACACAAAACAGAUCCAUAGAUAUGAGAUAGGGAAUCAGGGCAAGGGAUUAUUCAACUCGGGCGGAUCUGAUGGCAAAGACGGUACAGGAUUACUUAUGUCAUGGAAGCAGUGUAUCAGCGAGCCGAAUAUGAAAAAAUCGGCGAACAUUGCAGAAAAUUUAAUACAGAGUGAUAAAAUGCUUGAAGCAGAAUUUUUGAAUGAUAUAUAUAAGAAAUUUAAAUCAAACCCUGCUUUACUGAAAACAAUAUUUCAAAUGACUUCGAAACAAUUUGAAAAUAUAAAUGGUGUGGUUGAAACGAAAUUCGGCUAUCGGCUUGGCGAUCAGGAAAUACCUACGUUUGUCUGUUUUGUUACAAAUAGAGACUUAGAAACUCCAAGCGCUUUAAAAGGACUCACUGCUGAAUACAGAUAUAUUAAAGCAUGUAAUGAAGAAGAAACCACAAUUCACGAUAAAGAAAGGAGAAAUCGUAUGGACUUUGAAGACAAAUCCAGCGAUAUAUACACAACCAUAAGAGAUCAAACAGAAAAAUUAAGAAAGAACCACAGCAAUCUUAUUGGAAUUUCUGCGAGCCACUACAAGUCAAAGCAUUUCAAAGGAAAAGGAAAACAUAUUUUCGAAGAAAAGCCGUGCAUAGUAUUUUAUGUGAAAGGAAAAGGGGUCAUCCCUUUCGCAGAAAAACUAUUACCAAAACGAUUAGGGCGCUUUGAAACAGAUGUAAGAGAUGCAUACUAUGUAAGAAAGGUCGGCGGAGAAGCAAGCAAACUUCAUCAUGAUGUUAAAAUAGGUUGCCAGAUAAGAACUAACUCAGGUAGUGGAACGAUUGGUGGUUUUGUCGAAAGACAAGGCGAAAUAAUGGCAAUCACGUGUGCUCAUGUCAUUUUAAAGAAAAGACAAUUAAAAGAUUUGAGCGAAAAUCCUAGAUUUAAUUUGCCUGACAUAGAAUGUUUCCAAUCCCCUAACAAAUCUAAAACAAUUGAUGUGAUCGGAACACUAGCAGAUGCGAAAUACAAUGAACUGGUAGAUGUAGCAUUUGUGAAAGUUGUUCGACCAAGAUUGCCGACAAAGGGCGUUUUCCCAGACGUUAAAAACACAGUAGAGUGCCAGAGUCCUUGCACUCACUGCUACGGUAUAGCUAAUCGUUUGUGUUACAAUACUGGCGAGGUAUUACGUCCAGAAGACGUGACAAAAGAUAGCGUGAUAGUGAAAUAUGGAGCCGCCUCAGGUUUUACAAGAGGACGCAUUAGCCAAAUAUCAACUUUCACAGAAUUUACAGGAAAUGACAAGAUGAUAGAACAAAUCGAGGUCGUUUCUGAUGACAUCAUUCCCUUCAGUGAAGCUGGAGACUCGGGAUCUCUAGUAUUUAGCGUAGAUGAGAACAAAGAAAUGAAAGCAAUUGGUAUUUUAGUAGGUGGUACUGAAAGUAAAGAUUUCGUUACUCCAAUAACGGAAGUAUUCAAAAGUUUUGGUAUGGAAAAACCAUAUUUUCUUAAACCAUUUCAUCCAAUUACUCAGUACAUGAGAACACUUAUUAAGUGAUCCUUCUAAGAAUUUAGGGUACAAUUUUGUUUUACCACUCAACAACAAAAACAUUUCGUAGAAUUCUUUCAAGUUUACUACCGAAAUGAAGUUGUAUUGUUUUAAAGCACGAAUUAGCAGAGGUUUGCUUUUUUUCUAAAAUGGCUGUACAUGUGGCCCAGUUGCUUCUUAUUUGUCAAGAAUAAGGCUUUUUAUGAAAAUUAUAUAUAUUCAUUUUGCUGUGAUAAUUUCAGGUGAUAAGCUUCCGCGAUAUCAAAGAAUUCGGCGUAUUUCAUUGUAGUGUAUGGCCUUAUUAUCAAUGGUCACAAAACAGUCUAAAUGAAAUAUGCCUCAGAUUUAUGACUUUUUACCAAGCUGGAAAGCCAUUUGAAAUGUUAAAUGAAAUAAGCCUCAGAUUUAUGAUUCUUUACCAAGCUGGAAUGUCAUUUGAAAUAUUAAAUGAAAUAUGCCUCAGAUUUAUGAAUUUUUACCAAGGUGGAAUGCCAUUUGAUAUGUUAUACAUCCAUGUAUUUAGGCAUUUCUACAUAACAGAUAAGUUGACCAUGUAAUCUGUAUUUUCAGAAAGUCUGUGAAUCAAGUAUUGUGCCACUUAAGCGGAUAGUGGUGUAGCUGACCAUAGAAUGAUGUACCAUGUAAUCUUAGUUUUCACUGCAAUACUUUUGAGUAUGAUUUCACCAUAAUAUAUGUUUGAGUUGCUCACUGACACAAAUGCGUAAGACUUUGUAUCAUGUAGAAAGAGAUACAUUUCAUUAUUGUUUUUAUUUGUAAUUCGUAUAUGUGUAAAAUUGUGUAUGUUGAAAGCUUAGGGAGAUAUAAAUUGCCGCUGCAUUUAAAAACCUCCCUAAUACCUUAUUGUUUCAUAAGGCUACCUCAACUGACAAUGUAAACAAUUAGUAACAAAUAUAGUGUCGUUUUGGCAGUAAAUUAUCUAUGCUAUUCAAAUAGUUUCCAUUUUGCAGGCAAUUAAAAUCAUUGAUUAACAUUUUAGAUAUGACCUUUAUUUUUUUAUAAUCCAAUCGUUUGACAUCAAAAUUCAAUAUCUAUUGAUAAAAUUGGUUAUCAUUAAAUAUCUAUGUAUGGACAAGUGUAACUGGAAUUGUCCAUAUAGCUAUUUAAUGCAAAAAAAUCACUGAAGUUUAUGCUUGUACAGGAGUUAUUGUAUUGCCUGUAAAUAUAAAGUUUUCAAAUAUUGUGUCUUAUUAAUUUGAUUUAGAUUAUUUAAAAUUGUGUGAUAUCUAUAUUAUAAUAAGUGAAACAACAUCUAACAUUUUUAUUCUGAUAAUAAGUGCACAUACUGCCUUGAAGUCAUAAUAAUGUCAUAUCAAUCGAAUUGAAUAUAUUAAAGGUGUGUGUAGAUUUGUUUGCUAUAAACCUCUCAAAAGUAAACGUCUAACAUGCUUCUCAGCUUUUUAACUAGUCACAUUGCACUUCCCCUAUAGGCAACGGCUACUGUUAUACAUUGUACGCCACCGGUUCUUUCUGUUUAAAAGACUUUUGCUAAUCUGUUCAUAUUAGUUUUCUAUCAGGAAUCCCACAUAAGAAGACAUAUAUUUACGUAAUUCAGUUAACUUUUACCCUACUGAAUUUCUAAAAUUGAUCGGUCCAUCCUCCAAUUUGAACAGUACCAUUUAUUAUUUGAAGAACUGUUCACUGGAAAUUUACUGACUGAAUAGCGAACAGUGCAGACCAUGAUCAGCUUGCACGGAUGCCUGCAUCUGUGCAGGCACUUGUUGCAAAGGUAGAAUUGCUUGCCGCCAGGAAGUUAAAGGUUAAAUGCAUUUGACUAAAAGAAAGAGUUUAAAAAAUGGAACAAUUUUUCACUCUCUUUUUUACAGUCACUGUCAUGACAAAUACAGUUACGAAAUAACGAAAAUAAAAAUGAAAUAGCUUAAUCAAGAAUAAGGAAUAAAAUACCUUAAAAUAAUUUCUCUGACAGUGCCGCCCAGUGAUAGUCGGAAAUCGACGGUUUGGUGAAAGAUGUAGAUGUAGAUGUAGAUGUAGAUACCGAAAGUGAUUUAUAUCAGUCGAAAUAUUGAUAUAUCACUCGACCUGAAUAUAUUAGUACAUUUAAAAGUACAUGUCACGUAUAAAAAAAAAACAACUCAGAUUUCUUACACUAUCUCUGAAAUGCAUACAAUCAAAAAUCUGUCAUGCAGUUAGAAAGUGCUAAAUUAAAUGUGUUUAUUUCUCCUUCACGCACAUAAUUACGUUUUUCUAAGCACGAUAAUUAGUCUGAUUACUUAACACUGCAAAUAGCUAUUAGUUUUGUUUAGUUAAUGCCUGUUUCUUAUGUUUAAUAUUGUAAUAUUACACUGUUUCAUCCAUAAUGCUUUGUUUGAAUUGUAUGUACACUUUUGUAAGUUAAAAUGUCAAAUAGCAUUAUGUAUAUGUAUAUGUUAGUGCAGGAGUUUACAACUUGCGAGUCAAUGCUAUAUUGUAAUGAUGCAGAUGUUUAAUAUAAAUGUUAUAUGUUUGUACCAGUAUGAUUGACAAAAUAUAUACAAAACGCGUACUUUUGCAGCACAAUUUGAAUUUAACAAUAAACGUCUUUUGGCAGUUGAAAGUGUAUGUUAUAACGAGUUAUACUUAUGGGUAUAAAAUCUCUUAAUAUCCAAAUCACAUCACGCUUUUUUUAAUGUAAUUAUUUACAACAUGGAAACUUGUCCUUUGAAAUGAAACUACAAAUUUUGCUGAUGAUCAUGUCAAAAAUAUUAUGCUGCAGGCUUAAAAGUACUAGUAAGUUGAAGAAAGAACAAUCGUUAAUAAUCGUUGUGUUUUAAAAUAUAAUAUUGUAGAUUUUAUUAUUAUAUAUUACCCUGAUGGCAUAUAGUGUUUGCGCUGUAAUUCCGUUGCUCAGUCCGUUUGCCAGUAUAUACGUCACAUUUCCAGAUGUAUUCAACUACUUGUACAGUUCUCCCCUAAUUUUUAUAGUUAAUUAACAUGAAAUGGACAUACGCUUUAUGCCUUUGUUUAUUUUUUUUAGGUCUGGCCAUUUAUUUUUUUUUUUGGUGGAUGAGUGGGGGAGGAGGACUUUAGAACAUUACAAAUACACAUGUUGUUUGUGUACACAACUCCUUAAGAAAAACAGUUUUUAGAUUGCACAUCAAAUAAAAGUUUGUAUGCGUCACCAUCAUAAAGCUAUCAUGUGCAUAUUUUUCGAACUUAUAUCCUUUAUUUUUUCGAGUAAGGCUCCCGUUUUAAAAACCCAGUGUAUUAAAUGCCUACUAUUUCCAACCAAUUGAAUUUAAUCGUGUUAUAAAUCUUUAGCAUGAACAGGACAUAUACAUACUGUCAGAACUUUCAUGUUCAAUUAUAUUUAUAAUUUUUGUCCUUAGCAUAAAUUUUACAUGCGUAUAUUGUUAGGACGUUUGUAGUCUUUGGUAAAAUGUCACUUUAUUAAGCAUUUUCAGGGGGCUUUUGACAUAAUUUGAUGAUAUAAUUCUUGUUUUAUACAUGCCUUUAUAUGCUAAAGGCAAUGAACAUCAUGUUUUACCUAUUUAAUAUAUGAUUUAUUUUAAUCAGAAUACGUAUGUGCUUAUAUUUUUCACUGUUUGCUUAAAAUGUCUUAUACUGUAGAUAGAUUUACUAAAUAAGAGCAUGAUGUAUAUAUUCGCUUUGAUUUUUGUCUUAAAAGAUAAACAUUUUUUAACGUUGAAAUAUUAGCAUGCAUUUGAACUACAUCGAUUUACAGUAAACAAUAACAAAAUUAAUUAGAAUAAAAAUUGUUGUUGCCUUAAAGCCAUUUCUACAUUAUAUUGAUUAACAACAAUCAACAUCAUCAAAAUUUGAGUGGACGUGAUUUAGAAUAAAUCAAACCUUUAAAUAAUUAGGUGCUUUUGUUUCAUUCCGAAGUUUAGUUAUUCUAUAUCACUGGUAUCUAAGCAAUUGAAGCUAAACUUUUAAUUACGUUUUGCCUGUUUAUCUUUUACACAUUUCAAGUUAUAAUUAUAUGCUAGAACAAGGGAACAAAUUGAAAAUAAACCUAUGAAAUGUUGUCUUUAAAUGUAGCCUUUAAAAUCGGCAUUUUACACAAUGUCAUAUGGAUCGAAAUAUGUAAAAGCGCAUCGUUUUUAUACCAAAACAUACCAAAUUUUUGUCCCUCUUCGAGGGUCGUUCUAAAAGUAACGACAAUCUUGCUGAAAAAUUGUUCAAAGUUUGUGUAAAGACUUCAAGGUUAGUCUUUCUAUAUAAAAUAUUCGUCCAUGACUUCCACGCACUUCUGUAGUUUAAACAUCUAAGAGGUGAAAACUGCAGAAUAAGACGCUAUGGUUUUAAGUAAAUGAAAAUACUACUCCCAGUUUUUUUAUUCGCCCAACCAGCAUGUUUUUUAGCUAGAUUUGCCACUAUUUCAUCUCUCAGAAACUUUUGAAACGAUGGCACUUUUGUGAGCCGCAGCGUUGUCCUAGUUCAACUGUAUACCGCGAAGGCUAUUUCUUUGAUGCAUCCUUUAUUUUCGUUUAUGUAUUUUUGUUUUACUACUUCUAUCAACCUUCAGAAGCUUUUUGACACUUUAAGAUUGUUUUGGCAAUUACUGGUAUACCUACUUGCAGCAACUGUCUGCCUGUUGUCAAAGUGACGCGGUGACUCAUAAACACAUAAGUAUUUUCACCUGUUAGAAGCUGUGACAUUGUGCGAUCAUUUUUUUUAGCGUUUCUGUAGCACAUGUGAUACUAUUAGCCUUCUGUUCCUCGGGUAACCUUUGAAGCUCUCAUCGGACACAAAUCUUUCUUAAACUCAAGCGCUUGCUGAGCUUUUCUUAUCUUCUCCUCGUUUACAUGCCAAGAAAAGACGCAAUCUUGGACACCGUAUACCUGGUGUCUUUAUCAAUCAGGUGUUUAAAAGAAGCAAUGCUACUUGACGUCACUGCUGUUUUGGUUUGCAAGGACGAGCCUUGUCUUUAAGGACUGCUUGACCAUAUUAGUUCCCACCAGUAAACAGAUUUCUCUGAAUCUGACUUCCCAUAUGAAGUAUGCAGUUCACUGAGUUUCUGCAUUGCAGGUAUUCGUAAAGAACUACCUUCUUUAAUGUACGUUCUCUUCGCUUUUUAUAGCUACAUGUAUUUUACUUAGUGUAUAUGACUACAACCGAUACGAAACUAAAUAUCUCAGAAACGGUGCAAACGUUUGUUUUUAACAAAGCUUUGCAAGAGUUUAAAAGAGUUAUUUUUGUCUCAUAAAUUUAAAAGACAAGUUUACUGCUUGUCAAACUUCUAAUGAAGCGCGCUAUCGUCAUUGUUUUUAGAAUGGCCCUCGUAUCCCAGUACCGAAAACCGUACUUAGUCUAUUAGAAAUAUAAAUAAGUUGCUUUUACAUGUACGUACAUUAAGUGCCUAAAUGUUUUAAAGAAUUAUAUAACUAUAGCUUAUAAAUUUUUGAAAAUGUCUAUUUAGGUAAUGGACCCGUAAUAGUGUACCUCCUUUUGAAGAGUACUAAAAUCCUACAUUAAACUUAUUUUGACGAAGGCGUAGGUUCAAGCCGCAUUAGGACAAACAUUUUUCUUUAUAUGUCUUUUUUCUGGUAAGUUAAACUAUUUUCGAGACUUAUUAUUGAUUUAUUAUACAAACGCGGAAAUUUGACAGUUGAUACACAUGUAAGUCAUUUCUGUCUGUUUAAAUUGAAUUUAGACAUUUUUGAAAAUACUAAGUUACAUGCAGUAAAAGUUCUUUAUUUCGCCUUUACUCUUUAGUUUAGAUAUUGUGAAAAAAAGUGUUGGCAGGUGUGUUAAUUUUGCCCCAUAGUUAUUUUUGAAUGUAGAAAGCCAAAUUUUAAACUAUCUCCAACGAUUCUGUGAUAAUUUUUCAGAGUUAGAGCUAAAUGUCUGUACGAUUACAUCCUUUUACUUGAGCUCCCUAGAAAAUAUUCUUGGCAGUUUUAUUUUUUUUUUUUUGUUUUAUAAUAUUUAACCGAUACUUCGGUGUUUCUUUUAUCAAAAUUAUUGGUCUAAUGAAUUCUCUGCGAACGAUUUGUACAGUGGUUAUCACUAUGAGAUUUGUCUCUAAUUGAGCUCGAGGAAAUAUCAUAAAUUAACAAAAUUCAACAAAAACGACAUGGCAAAAGUUGUUUAAAAAUUGCAGAACAAUGCAAAAUAAUGUUUUUAACUUUAAGACUGUGUAAAGAUUAUGCAAUUUUUAAACAUUACUAUAAUUGUUACGGAUCCACUACCUUAAUCCCUUGACACAAGUAGUUAUAUGCCACUAACAGAACAAAAAGUCUUACCGCAUCAUAAUGUUUAAGCAUUGCUUACAGUUACGAGUAAUCAAUUUUACCAAAAAUGCUUUCCCAAAUUUUAAACAAUACUGUCUGCUUGAGGGAACAGUGUCACUGACAUUUGAAAAAAAAGUUUUGAUUCAGUUUUAUGACCUUUCAUGAUCUGUUAACAAGUACAGCUUUCUAACUGAAUUUGAAGACAGAAACGAAUAUUACAAUAUCUAUCUAUCUAUUUGUUAUUCAAAAUAAGUUACUCGAGUUUUACAAAUGAGCAUCAUUUCAGGAAAAUUCAUGAAGAAACUCAACAAAAAGGAAACUCUAUAAAUUGUCUAAAAUAUAUUACGAAACCUUGUUAAGUGCGUUUGUAAAUAAAUAUUGUGUGGUAGGCA